This is a messenger RNA of Carlito syrichta (Philippine tarsier), 537 nucleotides long. RefSeq names its product tripartite motif-containing protein 48. NCBI's taxonomy places the organism in Eukaryota, Metazoa, Chordata, Mammalia, Primates, Tarsiidae. Gene Ontology annotation, molecular function: zinc ion binding. The coding region runs from base 1 to 537 and encodes 178 amino acids. The record is from RefSeq and is a predicted model, not a curated record. The transcript has 2 exons.
AUGAAUUCCAGACUCUUGCAAGUCUUCCAGAAGGUCACCUGUCCCAUUUACAUGAAGUACUUCCUAGACCCUGUCACCAUUGGCUGUGGGCACAGCUUUUGCAGGCCCUAUCUCUACCUCAGCUGGCAAGACAGUCCAGUUCUUGCUCACUGCUUUGAAUGCAAGAGUGCAACACAGCAGAGAAACUUCAAAACUGAUGUUUGUAUGAAGAAGAUAGCUUCCCUCGCCAGAAAAGCAAGUCUCUGGCAGUUCCUGAACUUUGAGGAACAAAUAUGUGGGACCAACAAGGAGAUGAAGAAGAUGUUCUGUGAAGUGGACAAGAGCCUGCUCUGUUCACUCUGCUCUAAGUCUCAGGAGCAUGGGACUCACAGACUCUGUCCCAUUGAGGGGGCUGCUGAGGAACAGAGGGAAAAGCUCUUGAAGAAAAUGCACUUUUUAUGGGAAAAAGCUUGUGAAAAUCAUAGAAACCUGAAUAUAGAAGCCAUCAAAAUGAGAUCUUGGGAGGUUAGUACGAUGCUACUUCUACCUUCUUCAUGA